Molecule: messenger RNA, 2113 nt
Organism: Seriola aureovittata
Lineage: Eukaryota; Metazoa; Chordata; Actinopteri; Carangiformes; Carangidae
Product: Serine/threonine-protein kinase pdik1l-B-like
Exons: 4
Coding region: 200-1411 (403 amino acids)
Biological process (GO): autophagy; axon extension; protein autophosphorylation
Cellular component (GO): cytoplasm; autophagosome
Molecular function (GO): ATP binding; protein serine/threonine kinase activity
Source: RefSeq, a predicted model, not a curated record
UAGACCCGGAAGUCUGUCAAGUUUUGUCGGUCUGUUCUGUUUUGGUUGUUUAUCAACAAUAAAAAAAAAAGCCAUAUUUGUUGAAUACGGUGCGAGGCGGCUUGUCAGUCGUGUAGAUUUGCAGAUUGAAGUCGGUUCAUCGUUAGAAAUAUCAGCUGCAGUUUUGUGGAACUCACCUUAGGCCCUGCUCCUGCGAGCGAUGGAGGAGCUCUACACUUUAGAGAAGGAGGUAGGACGAGGCAGCUAUGGCGUGGUCUUUCAGGGCCAUAUGGCCAAAACAGGACAGAGGGUGGCUAUCAAGCGGCUGCCCUGCAGCAAUCCAGAAUGCAUUGAACUCUACCUGCAAGAGCUGUGGGCUAUGAGAGCCACUGCCAAGAACCAUGUCAAUGUCAUUGCACUUCACAGCUGCCUUGUGCAAACUGGGCCAAGAAGCCUGAAGCCCCUAAAACCAGGGAAACUGCCUGUACGUCUUGUUGAGAGCGUGCUGAAAGGCAGUGUAGUCAGAACACCAGAGAGUCAGGAAAGAAAUGAUGCCCAGUCCAACAGCCAGAGGAGGUCUAACUCUGUCUCUAGACUUCAGGACAGGACCAACACAGUCCAGGCCAGGGCAAAACCCCAGGACAAAUCUAAAUCAAAUGCAUCUGAUUCUACAACCCCACAAAGACCUCAAAACAGAGCCAGAAAGAGACCGGCUGAGAGAGAGGAAGAGCAGCCAGGACCCCUGCACUGCUUGGCCCUGUGGCUCGUGAUGGAGUACUGUGAUGGGGGUGACUUGAAUCAGUACCUGCUCUCCAGGCCCCCGGAAGCCCAGCGUAACCACAGUGUGGUGCGACAGCUCUGCAGUGCUGUGGCUUUCCUGCAUAGCCUCGGUAUCACCCACCGAGACCUGAAGCCUGACAAUGUGCUCGUCUGUGUCACACCAAAGGGCCCUGUCGUCAAGGUGGCAGACUUUGGUCUGAGCAAGAUGAGUGAAGGUCUGGUGGACGGGGAUCUGACCAGGCAGCACUUCUCGUCCACCUGUGGCUCUGACUUCUACAUGGCUCCAGAGGUGUGGGGUGGACUGACCUACACAGCCCAGGCCGACAUCUUCUCCCUUGGUGUGUUGUUCUGGGCGGUUCUGGAGAGAAUCACCUUUCUGGAAGAAGGAACCACACAGGAACAACUGGGUGCCUUCGUGUGUAAGGGUCGCUCGGGCUGGUUGAUGCCGCUGGGGGAAGCUUUGUGGGAGAACGCCGACCUCCAGCUGUGUAUCCCUAUGAAGUUUAAGAGGGCGCCCCCGCUGCCACCCCCUCCUGGCCCAGCCAUGUGCGCUCUGCUUUUAGACAUGCUCGCCUCAAACCCAGAUGCUCGGCCUCUGGCAGACCAGCUGGAGGCCAGAGUGCGCUCCGCUCUCAAAGAGGACUCCCACUGACACAAAGUGCGCUUAAGCAGCCAUUAUGGCUAUAACCACUGUAGCCACUACAUGGAAAUAUUGACUGCAGACCCCCCGGACUGCAGAGCUUCCUAUAUGUGUAAACAAUAGCCACUUUGCUGCGACUGGGAAGUGGGGAUAAGAAAUGUGUAUGAUUAUAUGGGAUUGUAGGUGCUAUUUUUGUCACUGAAACAGCAGCCCAGUUUAUAAACCACAUAAAGGGAAAAUAGGCUUGAACUAGAUGAGAUCCUCUCGUAGAAACCAGUCCAUUGACCUUGGACCCCUGGGCUGCACUGCAGACAAAACACGCAAUGAUACUCAAACAAGUCCAUAAAGGGAUCUAGUGGGACUUGAGCUGUGUUUCCUCUAAGCACCACGCUGUUCAGGCCUUGAUUGUUUGAUAUAAAGAAAUCAAUUUUAGUGUGUACAGAGCUGAGAUGAAACACAAGGGAUGAUUGAUGCUAUUGCUUGUUAAACAGAUCUGCAGGGUUUUGGUGACUUCUCAUUAUCUCAACUUUAUUUUGGGUUUUCAUUCAGACUUGAUUUUUGGACAUUGAUGUUUUUACUUGUUAUUUCUUUUGUUUUUGCCUCACACUGAUGUAGCAUGGACUGAACAGUCCAAUGGGCUUCCACAUAUCUAUAUAUCUAUCUUCCACAUAAAUAUAUAAAGAAAGUCCAUAGCAACACAAUGCAAAACAAUAG